This is a messenger RNA of Peronospora matthiolae, 1098 nucleotides long. The record is from the annotation of a GenBank genome assembly. NCBI's taxonomy places the organism in Eukaryota, Oomycota, Peronosporomycetes, Peronosporales, Peronosporaceae.
AUGGGAGACCUGGACGACCACACGCCUGAGGAGAUCUACUGCGACAGCCAAGUGUUCGACAUUGAUUUCCACCCAUUGGCGGACAUUGUCGCUGUUGGGUGUAUCGAUGGCAUUGUGCAAGUUUACAAGUACUCGGAGGAGGCCAAUACAAAGGUUCUGGAAAUCAAGAACCACCAAGAAGCUGUUCGGGCGCUGCUCUUUUCUCCUGAUGGACAGACUCUAUACACGGCGUCUGCAGACAAGUCCAUUCGGGCGUUUGACACGCUUGGGAACCCGACGUGGGCGGAGAUGCGAGCGCACAAUCAUCCAGUGAACCGUCUGCACGAGCUGUCGGUCAAUGUGUUUGCAAGCGGCGAUGACCAAGGUUGCAUCAAGAUUUGGGAUACUCGGCAGCAUCGCUGUCUGUCCGAGUUCAAAGAACACACGGACUAUAUAUCUGGGUUUGCGACAAACCCGGCGCAAGACCAUUUGGUGGCGACAAGUGGCGACGGACGUUUGUCGGCCUACGACAUGCGCAAAAAUGUCCUUGCAGGCAAAAGCGACGAGCUGGACGACGAACUGCUAUCGGUUGCAGUAAUUAAAAACGGUCGAAAAAUCGUGUGCGGCGCGCAGGAUGGUGUGCUCGUGAUUUUCAGCUGGGGUACUUGGGGAGAUAUGUCCGACCGCUUUCCGGGUCAUCCGGAUUCGGUUGAGGCCCUACUUAAAGUGGAUGAAGAUACUGUGCUUACGGGAUCAAGUGACGGUAUCAUUCGGGUGGUACAGCUUCACCCAAACAAACUGUUGGGACUCAUCGGCGAUCACGAAGACUUCCCAGUGGAAGGCUUGAACUUUUCACAUGACAAGAAGAUCAUUGGUAGCGUCUCACACACCAACAAGGUGCAUUUCUGGGAUGUCGGGUACCUUUUUGAGGAAGACGAUGAUGACGAGGAUGAAGUCGUUGACGAAAGCGAGGACAAGGCAUCCGCCAAAAUGUCGAUUGAUACUGAAAUGCGGGAUGCUGAUAGUGAUCGCGACAGUGAUAGUUCCGACGCGGGGAAUGCGGCUAAAGGCCGUCGGGCAUUUCCUACGGCCAACGAGCAGUUCUUUUCGGACUUGUAG